Molecule: messenger RNA, 2527 nt
Organism: Cololabis saira (Pacific saury)
Lineage: Eukaryota; Metazoa; Chordata; Actinopteri; Beloniformes; Belonidae
Gene: kif17
Product: kinesin family member 17
Exons: 14
Coding region: 1-2397 (798 amino acids)
Biological process (GO): microtubule-based movement
Molecular function (GO): microtubule motor activity; ATP binding; microtubule binding
Source: RefSeq, a predicted model, not a curated record
AUGGGGUCAGAGUCGGUGAAGGUGGUGGUCAGGUGCAGACCCCUGAACGACAGGGAGAAGGCUCUCAGCUCAAAGGUGGUGCUGUCCAUGGACCUGCAGCGCUGCCAGUGCUUCAUUCAAAAACCUGGAGCACUGGAUGAUCCACCCAAGCAGUUCACCUUCGAUGGCACAUAUUAUAUCAAUCAAACCACUGAGCAGAUGUACAAUGAGAUAGCUUAUCCUUUGGUGGAAGGUGUCACUGAGGGAUACAAUGGCACAAUUUUUGCAUACGGACAAACUGGAAGUGGAAAGUCUUUCACCAUGCAGGGGGUGCAGGAGCCUGCAGCCCAGAAAGGUGUCAUCCCACGGGCUUUCGAGCACAUCUUUGAGAGCAUUCAGUGUGCAGAAAAUACAAAAUUUCUCAUGAGGGCCUGUUACCUGGAGAUUUACAAUGAAGACAUCAGAGAUCUCUUGGGAGGUGACCCCAAACAGAGAUUGGAGCUGAAAGAGCACCCGGAGCGUGGGGUGUAUGUGCGGGGCCUCUCCAUGCAUACUGUGCACAGUGUGGAAGAGUGUGAGAGAAUCGAGGAGCAAGGCUGGAGCAACCGGGCAGUGGGCUACACGCUGAUGAACAAAGACUCCUCCCGCUCCCACUCCAUCUUCACCAUCCACCUGGAGAUCUGCAGCACUGACGCAGCUGAUCAGGAUCAUCUACGAGCAGGAAAACUAAACCUGGUGGACCUGGCAGGAAGUGAGCGUCAGUCUAAAACCGGUGCGACUGGCGAGCGGCUACGGGAGGCCGCGAAGAUCAACCUCUCCCUCUCGGCUUUGGGGAAUGUCAUCUCUGCCCUGGUGGACGGACGCUCCAAAUACAUCCCCUACAGGGACUCUAAGCUGACCAGGCUGUUGCAGGAUUCCUUGGGAGGAAACACACGCACGCUUAUGAUCGCCUGUCUCUCCCCUGCAGACAACAACUACGAGGAAAGUCUGAGCACAUUGCGGUACGCAAACCGGGCUAAGAGCAUCCAGAACAGACCUAGAAUCAACGAGGACCCCAAGGAUGCUCUCCUCCGAGAGUAUCAGGAGGAGAUCAAGAAGUUGAGGGCCCUUAUCUCGGGCCAGUUGGGGACUGCUGACCUUUCAGCUCUGCUGACCGGUCAGUCCCCAGCUGUUCCUUCAAGGUUACAAUCCAGCACUCCUGAAGCAAAGAAGGAAAAGAUUAAAGAGGAGUACGAAGAGAAGCUGGCCAAGUUGCAGGCCGAGUACAAUGCCGAGCAGGAAUCCAAGGCGAAGCUGCAGGAGGACAUUGCUGCUCUGCGGUGCUCGUAUGAAUCAAAGCUGUCUCAUCUGGAGAAGACCCAAGCCAGCAGGGGGAGCUCUGUCCACAGGAAUGUGAACUCCAACUGUACAGAACACGCUGAGGACUCCAUGUGCCACAACACAAAUGACGCUACCUCUCUGGUGAAGCCUGCGGUGCCUUGUGCCUCAGUCGCUGACCGAAAAGAUCCAGAUCGAGACCAGCUCCUGCAGUCAGCUGAUAUCAACACAGCCAAGCCCCUGGACCAGAGACAUGUCCUGGAAAGGCUGAAACAGCUGGAGCAGCAGGUGGUGGGAGGGGAGCAGGCCAGGAACAAAGAGUUACAGCAGAAACACCGGCAGAGGAAGAAGCUUGCAGACCAGAGAAAAGUCCAGCUCAUCCAGGCUCUGUCAGAGGACAGUGAGGAGAGUGAGAAUGUGCUGCUGGAUGUCUAUAACUCCAUCCAGGAAGAAGUCCAUGCCAAAAACCAGAUACUGAUGAAAGUUCAGAGUAAGCUGAAAGCAGCCAAAGUGGAGAUCGGUGACCUGCAGGCUGAGUUUGAGGUGGAAAGGAAGGACUAUUUGUCAACCAUCCGACGGCUGGAGAAGGAAGGCCAGCUGCUGAACGGCCUGCUGGUGCGUAUGGUGCCCCUGGUGCGUCGGGACUGCAACUACAGCAACUUAGACCGCAUGAAGAAAGAAGCCGUUUGGGAUGAGGACAGUGGCAUUUGGAGGCUGCCAGAUGUGAUGGUGCAGAAAACAGCAUUGCCCUCAGCAGUGGCUCCAAAGCCUUCAGCACACAGAAACUCGGGCCCUGACGCCGGAGAGCCAUGUUUGGUGGAAGAGGACAGGUACAAGGAAAUGCUGGACAGAAGUGACAGUGAGAGCAUUGCCAAAAACUACUUCAAGUCAAGGAGAAGCAGCCAGCUGCUGGCAGGUGAUUCCACACAGGGACACGCCAUCCAUUCUCCCCCGCCGGGUAACAUGACAGCUCAGCUCUCUGCAGGCCCCACCGUCAACUCAGACCCCGUCCUGCCCCGGCCCUUUCGCCUUGAGUCCUUGGGUGUCUCCACGUCUGGUGGAAAGAUAAAGCGCAAAAAAAAGCAAGCAUUGCAUCCAUAACGAUGGAACUGGAGAGGAUUUGUGCACUAAACUCAUUUCACUUUGACUUUGGACCCCAACUGAUCCAACAAGUUACAGUAAACUAUCGGGUAAAAAAUGUUUUGUACCUACUGCUAACCAGAGCAUUAGC